CAUCUUAAAAUGAAGAUCAUACAACUCGUUUCAUCAAGUUGUACUGAGGCUGGAAAAGAUAGUCUAACUGCUGACGCAUUGUGCGCUCAGCCUAGGGUGGCUGCUACCGCGGAUACCUGCCGAUUCCUAGGGCGGGUACCAGCCCGGGACCCCCUGACAGGUGUUAAUUAGGGCGUGGCUAAGCCCCCGGGCUGGGGAAGGAGUUAGGAUUUAUAAAGCCAGUGUCUGGCGCGGUGGCCUCAUUCCUUCUUUAACUAGACCCGGGAGAGGUCUUCCAGGCUUGGGCUUGGCACGCGAGCAGCGGGAGCGGGGGUGCCGGCGGCGGAGGCGCGUGCGUCCUGAGCAGCCCCCAGCUCCCAGCGCGCACACCUGGGCCCGUGGCGCGAGGCGUGCGCGGCUGCCGGGUAGCCGCUGGGGACUGGGCCCGGGGGGCGGAGCCUGCCGCCCGCUGUCCCCAGCACCCCCCGGCCCAGGCCCGGAAGGGGCCAGGCGCGCUUCCGUCUCCGCCGGGGAGGCACGGAGGGCGGAGCUGCGGCCCGAGGAUGCGACGCGAGCCCAGUUCCGGCGAGGAGGCCGCGCCAGUGACAGCGAUGGCGGCGGAGUCGGCGCUCCAAGUUGUGGAGAAGCUGCAGGCGCGCCUGGCCGCGAACCCGGAUCCUAAGAAGCUAUUGAAAUAUUUGAAGAAACUCUCCACCCUGCCUAUUACAAUAGACAUUCUUGCGGAGACUGGGGUUGGGAAAACAGUAAAUAGCUUGCGAAAACACGAACAUGUUGGAAGCUUUGCCAGGGACCUAGUGGCUCAGUGGAAGAAGCUAGUUCCUGUGGAACGAAACACUGAGCCUGACGAACAGGACUUUGAGAAGAGCAAUUCCCGAAAGCGCCCUCGAGAUGUCCUGCAGAAGGAGGAGGAGAUCGAGGGGGACUACCAAGAAACCUGGAAAGCCUCGGGGAGCCGAUCCUAUAGCCCUGAUCACAGACAGAAGAAACACAGGAAACUCUCAGAGCUCGAGAGACCUCACAAAGUGUCUCACAGUCAUGAGAGGAGAGAUGACAGAAAGAGGUGUCACAGAAUGUCACCAACUUACUCUUCAGACCCUGAGUCUUCUGAUUACGGCCAUGUUCAGUCCCCUCCAUCUUGUACCAGUCCUCAUCAGAUGUAUGUGGACCACUAUAGAUCCCUGGAGGAGGACCAGGAGCCCAUUGUUUCACACCAGAAGCCUGGGAAAGGCCACAGCAAUGCCUUUCAGGACAGACUGGGGGCCGGCCAAGAACGACACCUGGGUGAACCCCAUGGGAAAGGGGUUGUGAGUCAAAACAAGGAGCACAAAUCCCACAAGGACAAACGCCCUGUGGAUGCCAAGAGCGAUGAGAAGGCCUCUGCGGUGAGCAGAGAGAAAUCACACAAGGCCCUCUCCAAAGAGGAGAACCGAAGGCCGCCCUCAGGGGACAGUGCACGAGAGAAACUGCCCUCUAGUGGCAUAAAGAAAGAGAAGGACAGAGAAGGCAGCAGCCUGAAGAAGAGGUCUUUGCCACCCUCAGAAGCUGCUUCAGACAACCACCUGAAAAAGCCAAAGCACAGAGACCCGGAGAAAGCCAGAUCGGACAAAAGCAAGCAAGGUCUGGACAGCUUCAGUGCAGGAAAAGGAGCAGGGGACCUGUUGCCUAAGGUCAAAGAAAAGGGCUCUAACAACCUAAAGACUCAAGAAGGGAAAGCAAAGACUAACUCGGAUAGAAAGUCACUGGGCUCCCUCCCUAGAGUUGAGGAGACAGAUAUGGAGGAUGAGUUUGAGCAGCCCACCAUGUCUUUUGAAUCCUACCUCAGCUAUGACCAGCCCCGGAAGAAAAAGAAAAAGAUUGUGAAAACUUCAGCCGCAGCACUUGGAGAAAAAGGACUUAAAAAAAAUGACUCUAAAAGCACUAGUAAAAACUUGGACUCAGUUCAGAAAUUACCCAAGGUGAACAAAACCAAGUCAGAGAAGGUGCAGCCGGCUGGAGCCGAUUCAGCCAAGCAGAGAAAGGUGCCUGAUGUGUUGCCGGUGUUGCCAGACCUCCCGUUACCCGCAAUACAGGCCAAUUACCGUCCACUGCCUUCCCUUGAGCUGAUACCCUCCUUCCAGCCAAAGCGAAAAGCAUUCUCUUCACCCCAGGAAGAAGAAGAAGCUGGAUUUACUGGGCGCAGAAUGAAUUCCAAGAUGCAGGUGUAUUCUGGUUCCAAAUGUGCCUAUCUCCCCAAAAUGAUGACCUUGCACCAGCAAUGCAUCCGAGUACUAAAAAACAACAUCGAUUCAAUCUUUGAAGUGGGAGGAGUCCCAUACUCUGUUCUUGAACCCGUUUUGGAGAGGUGUACACCUGAUCAGCUGUAUCGCAUAGAGGAAUACAACCACGUAUUAAUUGAAGAAACAGAUCAAUUAUGGAAAGUUCAUUGUCACCGAGACUUUAAGGAAGAAAGACCUGAAGAGUAUGAGUCGUGGCGAGAGAUGUACCUGCGGCUUCAGGAUGCCCGAGAGCAGCGGCUACGAGUACUAACAAAGAAUAUCCAAUCUGCUCAUGCUAAUAAGCCCAAAGGCCGACAAGCAAAGAUGGCUUUUGUCAACUCUGUGGCCAAGCCACCUCGUGACGUCCGGAGGAGGCAGGAAAAGUUUGGAACUGGAGGAGCAGCUGUCCCUGAGAAAAUCAAGAUUAAGCCAGCCCCAUACCCCAUGGGAAGCAGCCAGGUUUCCGCCAGCAGCAACAGCUUUAACCCCAGCCCCGAGGAGCCGGCCUAUGAUGGCCCAAGCACCAGCAGUGCCCACUUGGCACCAGUGGUCAGCAGCACUGUUUCCUAUGAUCCUAGGAAACCCACUGUGAAGAAAAUUGCCCCAAUGAUGGCCAAGACAAUUAAAGCUUUCAAGAACAGAUUCUCCCGACGAUAAACUGAGGACUUGUCUUGGAAAUGGAAUCUGGGGGCGGGGGCAGGAAAACAAGGACAGUGGAAGUUUGGGAAUGGAAUUCUGCAGGAGACUGGAGUCUUGCUUUGUGGAUCCCUUUGGUCUCCGAGUCCUGCCGUCUGCAGGUGCUGCCCCUGGGAAGCUGCGUGUCAUAGCCCUGCCUCCCUGCCUGGAGCACACUUCAGAAUUCUGAAGAAGAUGUGAAACCUCUGUCUCACUGAGGAUUUUAAAGGUCAUUUAUACUUUUGUUGUUCAUUAGCAUCUUUGUAAACUAUAAGACAUAGUUUUAAAGUUUUAAUUAAUAAAUAUUGCCCCCAGAUUGUAUUUAUAUUA
This is a messenger RNA of Cebus imitator (Panamanian white-faced capuchin), 3260 nucleotides long. It is a transcript of the gene ELOA, whose product is annotated as elongin A. Gene Ontology annotation, molecular function: protein binding. Gene Ontology annotation, biological process: transcription elongation by RNA polymerase II. The record is from RefSeq and is a predicted model, not a curated record. Gene Ontology annotation, cellular component: elongin complex; nucleus. NCBI's taxonomy places the organism in Eukaryota, Metazoa, Chordata, Mammalia, Primates, Cebidae. Bases 543 to 2912 code for a protein of 789 amino acids. The transcript has 11 exons.